ACUGGUACAGGAGCUUAUGAACAUCCGAGAAAGACUGGAGUAUAUCACCCCACUGGUGGAGUCGCCAUCGCAUCACUUCACGUCAUAUGACAAUAUCACACGCCUUCCGCUUCUACGGGGUUGUCCUCCCCUUGUGAUCAAGUCUGCUCAUAUCAUGCAGAUUUUUGGUUUACCGUCGGAUCUAGCAUGUGUUUUUUACCGACUUGAGCGUUACUCUGCACAGAGAUCCGAGUAUUCGACUGAGCGUCGGCCUAUCGAUUCUGCUGAUCUGUCAUAUCCUCCACAGGUUUCACGCUCACACGCAUCGGUGGUAUCCUGUUCUCCAUCCAGAUUUCACCCUUCACUUUCGCGAGUCAAGUGCUGCUGGUUUCCCCCCCUCUACAAUGUCUUGCUGUUCACUCCUUGUCGCGUCACUUGCACAUAUAAGCCAUUCUCAUACCCAAUCCUCACACUUCGAGGCCGCUUUGUCCAUGCUCCCAGUAGUACUUCAGGAAUACAGCGUGACAAGCAUCCAGUGCUUAGUCCUUUUCACGAGCUCUCUAUGCACCUAAGUCUAGUGUCUAUAGGUGGAACCAUGCGUGGCCACUUGGAUACGACACCCUUGCCGACAUACACGUAUCUUUGGGAUCGGUUCGACGAUUCGCAUUCACCCUCCGGACUAUCCUCAUCCGACGGCUCACACAUAGGUGAAGCUAACUUGCCAACGGAAACGCCUUUCCAUUUUGCCACGGAAAUACAACUACAAACAAUGCUAAACAAGUAUACCAGUUCCGCAAUGGAUGAGUUGAGCACCAGUGGGGAAUUUCCAGAUCCCAACCACCAUCCAGGGCCCGGCCCAAACAUGCUAUGCUCAAGUAUUGCACAGGACUCGCCCUCUCAACCGUCCUGUCAGCACAUCGAUGGUGCCAUGUGCCGAGCUAAGUUUCACUUGUAUGAAGUGUCAACCUACUGGCCGGUGAUAUACCGCAUCAUCACUAAUGGUUCUGCGCACCCCGAGCUGCUACCCUACGCGCCACGGUUCUUUCAAUCAGUGACAAACCUUCUCGGUUCAGCCAACCUCGCCCUGCAAGUAUGUCUGCCGAAAACCUGGUUUCUAUGUGGGAGGGCCUUGGAAGUGCGUUGUCUUCGGUUGCUCUGCCAACCACAGUUCUGGGAACAUAUUGACGCAGCGGUUCAUGCUCUGCACCGGCCGAGUAUGCUGAGUCCGUCUGUGCAGUAUAUGCGGGAGUCACUGACGGCCCGAUUGGAGGGGGCUAAGAUUCGACAUUGUCAAUAA
Molecule: messenger RNA, 1276 nt
Organism: Penicillium hordei
Lineage: Eukaryota; Fungi; Ascomycota; Eurotiomycetes; Eurotiales; Aspergillaceae
Exons: 4
Coding region: 17-1276 (419 amino acids)
Source: RefSeq, a predicted model, not a curated record